This is a messenger RNA of Apis florea (little honeybee), 1203 nucleotides long. RefSeq lists its product as uncharacterized. The record is from RefSeq and is a predicted model, not a curated record. Lineage: Eukaryota; Metazoa; Arthropoda; Insecta; Hymenoptera; Apidae.
UAUCAUCGAUAACGAAAUAAUAGGUUUGCCGUGCCAAGGAUCCGAUAAAAGGUAAAAGCAGAAAUUUACUAUCUGCCAAUUUUCGAAUCGAAAGUCGAGUCGAAGUUUGUGGGAUCUACAAUUCGGAUUGAAUGAUUUACAAUCAUGAAUACCUCGAUUAUUUUUUUACUAUUGACACUUUUCUAUGUGUGCUGCGAAGAUCAAGUGAAAUACAAUUUGAACAACUAUCACAAUGUCCAGACUAAUUCGAGCGACAUCAUUGAUGAAUUCACGUUGAAUUUUGUUAAUCAAUCGACGUACAUGAUAAACAAGAUCUUUUGCUUUAUCGAUUCGAUUCUCUCCGACAAAACAAUAAGUCACUUGUUCAAAUUCAAAAUGACAAACAAUAAUCUUACGCAAUCAUAUUUCAAAAUCGAUUACCCAAAACGAAAAUAUCGAAGAACGAUAUUUGGCAUAGAAGAAUCGAACUUGAUCCAUUAUCCGAUGAAUUACUUGCUGUCAUCGAUUGCAAAUGUCGCUAUCAAGCCAAUAUCCUGGACCACGAAUCAAAUAUUAAAUUUAAUAUACAAGUUUAUAAUAAAUAUAGCACUUCCUUGGCUCCUUCGGUUUCUCAAUGAAAUCAAAAAAUUAACAUUCUGCCCUCACGUUUGAACGAUUUAAUCGAAUUGUUCAACAACGUUUAUUAUCUUAUGAAACUUUUUGGUUACAUCAAGACGUGAUUCUCCUGAUUUCUAAAUCCCAUUGCCAUUGUAUAUUCUGAAAUUUUUUUUAACUUUUUUGUGAUAUUUUUCAAUGGAAAAAGCAGGAAAUAUAAUUUUGCCAACAUAAUAAAUAGAUUAAAAUUGAUAAAUCAAUAAGUAUAAACUUGUUCAAGCAAUUCUAUUUAUAUAUUUUUAGUUAAAAUAUCUAUAUUGAAACAUAGAUAUAUUGAAAUAUAAAUAUCUAUAUAUCUUCCAUUUAUAUUAUAUAGCUCAAUAACGAUAUUCAUUUUAUAACCUUUUUACGAACGAAUCUUACAAGUUUUCUGCCCGCACAUUCACUUUUCUUCAUUUCCUAUCUUUAUGUUUCCUGUUUUACAUUCGACUUACGAAAAUAUUUGUAGAAAGCAACGAGAGAAAUCAUCUCUAUCGUUCAAGAAAAUGCGGGUAUUAUGUAUGUAAGUAUCUAAUCCAUCAUUGUUAUUAAAAGUGUUUGCAAAAACGA